Aspergillus heteromorphus CBS 117.55 is the source of this 2562-nucleotide messenger RNA. Its product is annotated as anaphase promoting complex subunit CDC23. Gene Ontology annotation, biological process: cell division. NCBI's taxonomy places the organism in Eukaryota, Fungi, Ascomycota, Eurotiomycetes, Eurotiales, Aspergillaceae. The record is from RefSeq and is a predicted model, not a curated record. Gene Ontology annotation, molecular function: protein binding. The transcript has 4 exons. Bases 255 to 2315 code for a protein of 686 amino acids. Gene Ontology annotation, cellular component: anaphase-promoting complex.
GUCAUUGUGUGUCCCUCCGCAGCUCAAGCGCAUCUCCUCCUCUCUCUCGGAUCGGCGACUUUAUUCCCUGGUGCUUCCGACGCGGUUUGCCGGUGCUGGAACCCCCCGAAUUCCUCUAGCGCGACCUCUAUAUCGUGUUUGGGCCUCCCCAACCCUCGGGAUCGAAUUAUGGUCGCGGCGCGUCACUAGCGACAAUCGACUCUGGGAUCCGUUUCAAUCGCUCAUUCGCGUGCGCGCGGCACGUCUCUCUCAUCAUGGCUGUCCCUUUCACGGACGACAAUAUCAAGGAGCUCAGGUUCCGGCUCGAAGAUGCGGCGAUGAAAUGCUCCGAACGCUGUCUAUACCAAUCUGCCAAAUGGGCUGCGGAAAUGCUGGAUUCCCUUCUUCCGAUUGACGCCUACGACACCGAUCCCGACUCUCCGAUGGACAUCCCCGAAGCUCCUUCGACCCCCCAGAACCCCUACCUCCGAACCCAAGAUCCCCCCGAAGCCGCGCUGGAAACGCAAGAAUCAUACAAGUACCUCCUGGCAAAAUCCUACUUCGAUACCCGCGAGUAUGACCGCUGCGCCGCGGUGUUUCUCCCCCCGACCAUCUCACCCGUCCCGCUUACUUCGUCCACGUCGCCGAACCCGAAGCCUAGACAGUCGUUGACACCUCAAAAGGGCAAGUCGAAGGCUUCCGCAUAUGCUGCUACCAAGGACAACAGCUUGACGAGGAAUCCAUACCCUAGACUCAGUCAGAAGUCGUUGUUCCUCGCCCUGUACGCCAAGUAUCUGGCGGGGGAGAAGCGCAAGGAUGAGGAGACUGAAAUGGUGCUGGGCCCGGCAGACGGGGGGUCGACGGUUAAUAAAGAGCUACCGGAUCUGGCGCGUGGUCUAGAAGGGUGGUUCGCCGAACGGCGGGAGAAGGAGGUAGAAGAUCGAAACCAGGGUUGGCUGGAGUAUCUCUAUGGCGUCAUUCUCCUCAAGGGCAGAAACGAAGACGAGGCCAAGAAGUGGCUCAUACGGAGCGUUCAUCUAAACCCGUUCCAUUGGGGGGCGUGGCAGGAACUGAAUGACCUCCUUGCAAGCACAGAAGAUUUGAACCAAGUGGUCAAACUUCUCCCUCUGAACAUCAUGACUCUCAUAUUCCGCGUAUACUGCAGCCAGGAGCUCUACCAAGCCACGUAUGACACCUACCAGUCGCUGUCGGAACUGGAGAACAUUUUCCCCGCGAGCGCUUUUCUAAAGACCCAGAGAGCGCUGCUAUGUUACCACUCCAAAGACUUCGAAGAAGCGUCAAGUAUAUUCACAGACAUCAUGGUCACCUCCCCGCACCGUCUCGACAGUCUGGACCACUACUCCAACAUCCUGUACGUGAUGGGCGCGCGCCCGCAGCUCGCCUUCGUCGCGCAAAUCGCAACCGCCACCGACAAAUUUCGCCCCGAAACCUGCUGCGUAGUCGGCAACUACUACUCGCUCAAAUCCGAGCACGAAAAAGCCGUCAUGUACUUCCGACGCGCCCUGACACUCGACCGCAACUUCCUCUCCGCCUGGACCCUGAUGGGCCACGAGUACAUCGAAAUGAAGAACACGCACGCGGCCAUCGAAUCCUACCGCCGCGCCGUCGACGUCAACCGCAAAGACUACCGCGCGUGGUACGGCCUCGGCCAAGCUUACGAAGUCCUGGACAUGUCCUUCUACGCCCUCUUCUACUACCAACGCGCUGCCGCCCUGCGCCCCUACGACCCCAAAAUGUGGCAGGCCGUCGGUUCCUGCUACGCCAAGAUGGGUCGGAUCGAACAAAGCAUCAAAGCGCUCAAACGCGCCCUCGUCGCAGGGUCCUACUACGCCGAAGACGCCUCCCAGGUCGGCAGCGUCACGGGCCACGAACGCAAGAUCCUCGACCCCGAGACCCUCCAUCAAAUCGCCACGCUGUACGAACGCCUCGGGGACGAGGAAGAAGCUUCGACUUAUAUGGAGCUCACCCUGCAGCAGGAAUCCGGCCAGCUUGUCCAGCAGGACGACGAGGACGCGUCGUCCGAUAUGGCCGACAACGACGAUGAUAGCCAGUCCGUCACGGAAGCGCAGUCGAGUUCUCGACGUGCCCGCAAGUCGUCGACGCAGAACGAUGACGAGGAGGAGGCCUGGCAUGGGACCGGUGUUACGGCGACGACGUCCAAGGCGAGACUGUGGCUUGCGAGAUGGUCGUUGAGGAAUGGCGAUCUGGAGCGUGCCGAUCAGUUGGCUGGUGAAUUGUGUCAGGAUGGGGUGGAGGUCGAGGAGGCGAAGGCUUUGAUGAGGGAUGUGAGGGCUAGGAGGGAAGGGGGUGAAUGAUUUUCUGUUCUUGUCUUGUUGAGCGUGAAGCCGUAAAGCGUAAAGCGUGUGUGGUCUGUGUGGUCUGUCUGUGUGUGUGUGUGUGUGUGUGUGUGUGUGUGUGUGUGUGUGCUUUGUACAUCAGCUUUCUUUUCUUCUUCCCUCGGGACUAGCGAGGCGUUUGUGGGUGGGCAUGAUGAUGAUCCCGGAUGUUUCAUAGAUAUCUUCUCGUACGUAACAUAUGUGAUUGUGGGGAGUUGAUGUGGUG